AAGGCCCUCUCGGCUGGAGGCGGGGCGGGCUGCGAGUGCGAGCCGUCUUGGCCGCUCUCCCGCUCAGAGCCGGGUCCGGGUGGCACCGCGGUCCCCGCGACACCCGCAGCCGCUGACCGCGCGCGCCUCAGCGCUCGGCCGGGAGGCGGAGGCGCAGCGCAGGGGAGGCGGGUGGCUAGCGCUGGCUGCGCGCCGGGGUCCGCUGCUCAGCUUUCCUUUGUCUCCCGCCUGCGGGGCCGCAGCGGUCCUGGUGCACAGCCCUGCAGCCGCAAGAUGGCAGAUGGCAACGAGGAUGCUCGAGCGGACGACCUGCCAGGCCCGGCCUUCGAGAACUACGAGGCCAUGGAGCUGGCCUGCCCGGCCGAGCGCAGCGGCCACGUCGCCGUCAGCGAUGGGCGCCACAUGUUCGUCUGGGGCGGCUACAAGAGUAAUCAAGUGAGAGGAUUAUAUGACUUUUAUCUGCCCAGAGAAGAGCUUUGGAUCUACAACAUGGAGACUGGAAGAUGGAAAAAAAUCAACACUGAGGGUGACGUUCCUCCUUCCAUGUCUGGGAGCUGUGCUGUGUGUGUAGACAGGGUGCUGUACUUGUUUGGAGGACACCAUUCCAGAGGCAAUACAAAUAAGUUCUACAUGCUGGAUUCAAGGUCUGCAGACAGAGUGUUACAGUGGGAAAGAAUUGAUUGCCAAGGAAUCCCUCCAUCAUCAAAGGACAAACUUGGUGUCUGGGUAUAUAAAAACAAGUUAAUAUUUUUUGGAGGGUAUGGAUAUUUACCUGAAGAUAAAGUAUUGGGAACUUUUGAAUUUGAUGAAACAUCUUUUUGGAAUUCAAGUCAUCCAAGAGGAUGGAAUGAUCAUGUACAUAUUUUAGACACUGAAACAUUUACCUGGAGCCAGCCCAUUACCACCGGUAAAACACCUUCACCUCGUGCAGCCCAUGCCUGUGCAACUGUUGGAAACAAGGGCUUUGUGUUUGGUGGCAGAUACAGAGAUGCUAGAAUGAAUGAUCUCCACUGUCUUAAUCUGGAUACAUGGGAGUGGACUGAAUUAAUUCCACAAGGCAUAUGUCCAGUUGGCCGUUCCUGGCACUCACUGACACCAGUGUCUUCAGAUCAUCUUUUUCUCUUUGGAGGAUUUACCACUGAAAAACAGCCACUAAGUGAUGCCUGGACUUAUUGCAUCAGUAAAAACGAAUGGAUUCAGUUUAAUCAUCCUUACACCGAAAAGCCAAGGUUAUGGCACACAGCUUGUGCAAGCGAUGAAGGAGAAGUAAUUGUUUUUGGUGGUUGUGCAAACAACCUGCUGGUCCAUCAUAGAGCUGCACACAGUAAUGAAGUACUUACAUUUUCAGUUCAACCAAAAUCUCUUGUACGGCUAAGCUUAGAAGCAGUCAUUUGCUUUAAAGAAAUGCUAGCUAAUUCGUGGAACUGCCUUCCAAAACACCUACUUCACAGUGUUAAUCAGAGGUUUGGUAGUAACAACACUUCUGGAUCGUAAGGCCUCGUAGAUAAUAAUUCUCAUCUACUUGCAUGGAAAACAACCCUGUAUUUGUCACAGAGUGGCAUCCUUUGUAUACUUAUAUGUAUUGUUGUAGUUUGCAGCUUUCUGGGUUUUAUGUGCAUGUGAAUGGCCUAGAGAACUUAUUUUUGUGUCUAAAGUUUACAAUAAAUGUAUUUAACACCA
Mesocricetus auratus (golden hamster) is the source of this 1680-nucleotide messenger RNA. RefSeq names its product kelch domain containing 2 (gene Klhdc2). The coding region runs from base 274 to 1494 and encodes 406 amino acids. Lineage: Eukaryota; Metazoa; Chordata; Mammalia; Rodentia; Cricetidae. Gene Ontology annotation, molecular function: protein binding. The record is from RefSeq and is a predicted model, not a curated record. The transcript is spliced from 13 exons.